Aspergillus versicolor CBS 583.65 is the source of this 2091-nucleotide messenger RNA. Its product is annotated as GMC family oxidoreductase. Lineage: Eukaryota; Fungi; Ascomycota; Eurotiomycetes; Eurotiales; Aspergillaceae. Gene Ontology annotation, molecular function: oxidoreductase activity, acting on CH-OH group of donors; flavin adenine dinucleotide binding. The coding region runs from base 198 to 1901 and encodes 567 amino acids. The transcript is spliced from 3 exons. Gene Ontology annotation, biological process: secondary metabolite biosynthetic process. The record is from RefSeq and is a predicted model, not a curated record.
GGUAAUCCGACUAUCAUUAGGCGACAGGCAGAUCUGCUUCCAGAGUAUGAUUAUGUCGUCGUCGGGGGCGGCGUGAGUGGACUGACCGUGGCAAAUCGCCUGACGGAGGACAGUAACAGUAUGAGCCGCCAGUCUCCAAGAGAAGGUGUAGCUAACUGUCACAGCUACCGUGCUGGUCAUCGAGGCCGGCAAGAUGUAUGUUCUCUGUCAGCAAUCAAAAUAGCUUCAAUGCUCACUGCUGCAGCGACAACUACUCGAAAGACAUCCAAUAUCCCCGGUUCGCGCAGACGGUGUCUGAGAACUACAGCUGGCCCAUUACCUCGCUGCCAACCGCCGGACUGAACAAUCGCACCACAUCGGUUGUAGCGGCGAGAAUCCUCGGUGGUGGCAGCGCUAUUAAUGGAAUGGCCUUUACUCGUGGUUCACCUGGCGAUUAUGAUCUCUGGGCUGAGCUUGUUGGCGAUGAUGCCUGGGGGUGGGACGGGCUUUUGCCGUAUUUUAAAAAGUGCGAAACAUUCACGCCUCCAACUGAAGCCCAGCAGAUCGAGCACGGAAUUUCGUUUGAUCUGGAUGUACAUGGGACCAACGGGCCUAUACAGUCUUCCUUCCCUCCGUUCAUAACAACUACAGGAAAAGUAUUUCUGACUGCCCUACGGCAACUCGGCAUCCCGACCCAGCUUGACGGCUCAGCAAAUGCCCUCGGUGGGUACUGGAGUCCAAACAACCUGGACCCAGCGACUAGAGAACGAUCAUACGCCAGGACAGGAUACUAUGACAGUGCAGAUGCCCGGCCAAACUACCAUAUACUACCGGAAGCCCUGGUAGCAAAGCUUACCCCGAAUCUAACUGGCGUUGAGUAUAUAGCAUUAUAUAAUCCAGCCCUAAACUCCACAACCGAUACAAAGACAAUAAUAGAAACGGUGAGAGCACGAAAAGAGAUAAUCAUGGCCGCCGGCGCAAUCCAUACACCAAAGAUCCUGCACCUGUCAGGUAUCGGCUCCUCGGCGAUUCUUUACUCUCUAGGAAUUAACCAGAUACUUGAUAUUCCCGGUGUCGGGGAGAACCUGCAGGAUCAUGCAACAUUAUACGGCUCCCUAGAACUAACAAACCUUGAUGAUCCUACACAAGAUCCCAACUACCUAAAGGAAAAUGCUACAUAUGAUGCUGAGAUGGGCAUGCUGUAUGAAGCCAACCGCACAGGACCAUGGACUGUUGGGACAGAGAACACACUCUCCUUCCUGACCGCGAAACACCUGAACUUCAGUACUUCGAAUUUCGUGCACGCUGCCGACCAGUCUCCGGAACAGUACCUUCGUCCAGGUAUUGACCGUAGCGUCGCCCGCGGCUACGAAAAGGCGCAUGACCUCCUAUUGAAAUAUAUGGUGAAAGAUAAAGUCGCCCUAACAGAGAACCUCCUCGUCACAAUAAUCAGCCUGCAAAAGCCUUUAAGUCGUGGAUCAGUGCACGCCGCGUCAGCAGAUCCCUAUAAAAUGCCGGAAGUCAGCUAUCGCACCUUCAGCAACCCACUUGACCUGCAAAUGCUAGCUCAGGCCGUGCAUUUCAACACGGACCUUCUCCCACAAACGCCCGCGCUGAAAUCCAUUGGCGCUGUAGUUACUUCCCCUGAGCCGGGGUUAGCCACCCCGGAGCUCAUGAACACGAUCCGGGAAUCAGCAGUCCCAAGCUUCUUUCAUCCAGGCGGGACGUGUGCAAUGCUGAAGUUCGAGGAUGGGGGAUGCGUGGAUAACGAGUUAAGGCUUUAUGGGUCUAGGGGGAGGGUACGUGUUGUUGACGCUUCGAUAUUUCCUGUUAUCCCGUCUGCUCAUACCCAGAGUACGGUUUACGCUGUUGCUGAGAAGGCGGCGGAUCUGAUUAAGGGUGUUGGAGUGGAGGGUGUCUAGGUCUAGAAUAUCAUUGUAACUUCGGUGAUAGGUUAUCGUGGACGCUCUGUGCCCUGACGCUCUUGGCCGCCCCCAACUCAAUGCGUCUGGUUUGGGGGCGUACUGGGCGAGAGAAUACACAGGAACAGAAAUGACUAUAUACGUAUUGGGAAAACAUUGGCACAGCGGAUAGGCCUGGGCAAGUAGAACU